GUCAAAAUUGCUGCUUUGUGCGAAAGAGUCGUUUUAAUGUGUUACUUAUCGUUGAAUUUUCUCGAUCGUUUAGCUUUGUUGACCCCAAUAGAAAGCCAUUCUUGGGUUUUCAACCCGUCGAAAGCAUUUAAAAUCGAUUUGGCCUUCGCGCGUAUAGCAUUAACACUUUUUAUGAUGCGCCGGUAUGCGCUGAACCGCUCAGCGAGGACAUCACUACAUGGAAAUGGUUUGUGUACAUAACUAGGCCGAAAGGAUUUUAACAAACUGUGGACAUGAUUGAUGGAAAGAUUCACGGCACGGAUUGCUUCGAAGUGGAACUGUUUCUUCAGAGAAAUGAGUUUUCAAAGCUCUACCAGGUUAAAAACAACGAAGAUGGAAGGAAGUACUCAAUGGAGGUGUCACCGCGGGAUGCAAAUUCUAGAGCGCCCGUCAGCCCCUAUGUUCAGUUAACCAAAACAACGCUCUCUUCAUUUUGGGUUAGUCUACGGUUUACGUUUCAAACUCGGUCGAAAUUUUAUUUUAUUCUCGACUUCGCCGGUGGCCAAACGCUAUCGCAAAAGUUGAAUAUUUGUGGUGGAAAAUUUUCUGAGCCUUUAGCGAGAUUUUAUGCUGCGGAGAUUGUGGUCGCCUUGGAGGAAUUACACAGCUUCCGCCUGGCUUAUAAAGAUUUAGAUUUAGAUGUGGUGUACGUGGAUUCUGAGGGUCAUAUAAAGCUUUGGCGCAGUUUUUGUGGAAAGCUUUACUGGGGACAAAGCGAAUGCGUUUGUUCGCUUGCUGGGUUUUGCCAUGGAGAUCCAUGCAAUAACAAUCAUAAUCUUACCAGCGAGUUUGAUUUUCAAGAAGAUUGGAAGGCUCUUGGAAGAGUGAUAAAUACAAUGUUAACGGGAGAUAACAAUUAUCGGACUUCCGAAAACCGUGCCCUCUCGGUCGCUGCCAGUGAUUUAAUCGUUAGACUGACGCGAGGUGAUAUCUCUCGAGCUGACCAGAUUCAGUCCCACCCGUUUUUCAAAGGAGUCAAUUGGCACGAGGCAAGAAUGAGGAAAGCUCGACCACCCAUGACCACGGACAAGGGAUCCAACUCCUUUCCAGUUCAAACAAAUUCUUCCGCUGGCUAUUCACCAACUGAGACUAAUAUGACUAAUUCAUCUUCUUCAUUCUAUCGGCCCUACAGUUUUUCGCAUCAUAGUGACCCGGGCGAUACUAGCCACCUCAAGAACGCCCCUGACUCUUUGGUGCCUGAGCCCAGUCUCCGCAGUGGUUUUUCAACCCCUGAUCUUCGAUCGAUCAGUCAAGAAAACCCGUUCUUGCGACAUCAUACGUCAUUACCGCCAAGAGACAUGUACUAUCACUAUGGAAACCCUAGUUAUCCAAGCACAACACCACGUGAUUUUUAUACAAGCCCCGUGCAAAGGAGGUUAGCUUCGCGCUCUUUGAGUGAUCUUUCUGCUUUAAACGGAAAUGACGAUGUAUUUACUCCAAACUCCCCGACGGCCCUUGAUAGGACGUUCGUCUAUCCAAAUUAUGAACCUGCCCCGCAAUAUGCAAGAACACUUAAUGCACGGCCUGGAAACCAUUCAGGAGUUUUCAGUGGCGAUUAUGCUUUGCGUUCGACAGGUAGUUUUCCUGAUUUAAGGGGUAACAUCGGUCCUUUCACCUCAUACCAAUACACAUCCCACAAUGAAAGAUCCUCACCCACCCCCUCUAUGUACAGUGAUUACAGUUCAUGCACGGAGUCUCCCCUCCGUGGUACAUUUAUUCUACCGCAUCAAACCGUGCGUUCCCCUUACAGCAUCAUUGGUGUGUCGUCGGUGGAUAACAGUAGCGCGAUGGGCCUACGAAGAUGGGAACGCAGUUCGAGUCGAGAAUCGGAAAAUCAUCGUGGAAUUUCGGAACCCGAAAACAGCCUUCAUGGUAAUCCAAAUUCACUUCAUUCUGAGCGGAGUGUAAUCGAUGAUUCGUCGUCUCCGGUAAAAAAUCCUACAAACAAUUCGUGUACUCAACAAAGUCCGACACAAAGUUCGGAUUUCACGAAGAACAACGACUCUGAUCGAACGUCUACGAAUACCACCCGUGAACGCUCGUCGACGUUGAGUCGUACUCUUUCGUUAUCUGAUAUAGACGAAGGUACCAAACAUACGACUCCGAAAGUAGCUCGGGAAAUUAGGCGAGAUAGUUUGCCAAUAGCUGUCAGUAAUGCAAGAGAAAAGUACCCUCUGGCGAGAGUUCCUAUACCAUCAUUUAGGGAAUUUAAACAGAGGAAUUUGCUUGAAGAGGCUAAAAAUAAACCAUUGAUUGAAAAGAAAGAUGUAAACGAAAAGGAAUCACAGGGAUUAUCGAGGGCAGAUCCUAAAACCGAAUCUAAAAACAAGAUGGAGAUGCGGGGAAAAUUGAAGGAAAGGCUGUCUUCAUUGUACGAAAGCUCAAAAGACAUCUCGGCUCAGAAUUCGACAAGAAAGCUUAGUACCUCCUACAAGUUGAAUUCUUCGAGAAAUGUAACACAAGAAAAACCUGUUUUCAAAUCGAGUGUAUUAACAGAAACGAAAGGCAGUAAUACAAAGGAUGUUAAAGAAUUGGGCAGCUCACGAAAGAUUUCAAAGGGCCGUCGCGAAAGCCCGUUUUCAAAGAACGAAGUUAUUCAUAACCUAAUGUUGAAGUACGGCUUAUACGAGAAAGGCGGACACAAGAGAGCAAGUAGUUCGAGAGCGGACGCAAAGGAUAUUGUGUCAUGGACGGAUGAAGUCAAUUCUCGCGAGAAGGAAAGAAACAAUAAAAAUUUGAAACAUAUUUCAUUGGCUACAAAUCCUGAAAAUUUUUCGGUAGGGGAAGAAAGAAGAACGCGGAAUUCUUCGCAUUUGUAUGAGUCUACUCCUAAAGGGAGCUCCGUUUCUGAUCGAAAAGCUCCCACAGCUGCAACAUUUGAAUCGAAAAAGUCCGCCGCGGAGCGGUUCAGAGAGUUGCGAAGAAAGCAUGGUAUGCAAAAUGAUUCUGAAGAUUCUCGAACGGCAGAAAGAGUGGCAUUAACAGGCAGAGGAAAGACAUCGGAGAUGAAUACAACACAAACUGCGUCAAUAACCGAAAAUGGAAAAGAGAUUCUGAAGCGAGAAAUGAAUGAUUCUGGGUUUUUAGAUCAAAAGAACUCAAGUGAAAUUCGAGGAAGUGAUCACAAUUCUACGGGAGCAGGCCCAAGAAUGGCAAAUUCAAAUGUUGUAGAAGGCAGUUUGACAGUAUAUGAGAAGACUGAGAGGCGAAAUGUCGACUCGACUGAGACAUCCAGUCAAAGGAAAAGCUCUAUUGGUCUCCGAGGUACCUCCAGAGCAGUUCUUUGUGCGACAAAAUUUAAGAGAGUUGCUAACAAAGGCUUGAAAACAUCGAAAGAUUCGCCCUUGCCGGAUAAGAAAAAGCUGGGAGACAUUAUCACCACAAGUGACUCAGCAACCAAAGUUAUGGCCGAUAAAAUGCAAAACGGAAACGCUAUGGAAAGUAAGCGAGGUGAAUCAUUGGGGAAACGAUCACCGAAUACCCGACAGCGAGAUUUCCGAGCGAACGGAAAACUUCGGAAAGGUGGUAUUCACACGAGCAUGCUCAGUGUGGCAAGCAACGCGUGCUUGACCGAUUCUGAGGUUGAUGACACAGUUAGCUUGUACAGUGAAAUGGACUCGCUUGACAGCGGGCGAGAAACGAGAGGACGUAGGUGGGAGAGUUUCCAUAGUAACAUCAGUGCUGACAGCGGCUCCCCCCACAUGUUCGAAUUUGAGACGGACUCCAAUGCAACUGAGUUUGAGGAGGAGAUUUUUGAUGACCAUGGCUCUGAAGAUGAGCAUCCCAAGAGCGAGGCCGAAGUGGAGCGCACUGACAGUGGUGUCGGAGGUGACAUGGGACAAAGUCCUUUGAGGCGCUCUUGGGAGGAAAUUGUAAUGAAGAGUUCGGAGCAUUGGUCCGUUGUGGCGGCCUCCGCUCGUCACUGGCAAGAAUUGGCCCGCAGGAGAAAAGCAAAUGAGGACGAAACGACCUCUGCAAGGAAACGAAGUUCUGUGCAUUCUAUAACUGAAGACAUGGUCGAAUGCCCAGAUUGUUUGAAGCACUAUGUUCCAUCAAUAAAUAGCGAAGAACAAAAAGACAGAAGUAAAGAACCGGAGAUUUGUCCCAAGUGCAUAGACAGAAAAGUGGAGAGGAAGGAGGCCAUUAUUGAACUGGUACAAACCGAAAUCAACUAUGGAAAUGAUCUUCAGAUCCUGAAGGAGGAGUUCUACUUGCCGAUGCAGUCUGGAGGGAUUUUAAGUCCAGAAAAUUUGGCUGCGAUAUUUCUCAAUUUGCAGGAAUUGCUGGAGGUGAAUUCAAAGUUUUGCGCAAAGUUGCAGAAAAGUUUGGAAGAAUCUGUUGCAAAUGGUGAUGAGGAAUUUUCUAACGUCAACGUUGGAAGCAUUUUCUUGGAGAGCGUAGAUUUCUUUCAAGCCUACGAAAUUUACUGUUCAAAACAGACCGCCGCCUCUGCGUUGCUUGAAUCUCUUCAGAAGAAAACGGAGCUGCUAAGAAUAUUCCUGAAUGUAACAUGUCGUGAAAAUCCAAAGUGUCGCAAAAUGGACUUGAACUCAUUUAUCCUCGCUCCGGUACAACGAAUCAUGAAAUAUCCCCUGUUGCUGAGUAGAAUUUGUAAGGCCACUCCACGAAGGAAUCAAGACCGAGAGAAACUCAAAAUGGCGCAAAGAAGAAUUGAAGAGCAGCUAAAUAAAAUCAACGCGUUGAACACAGCUGUUGAAUCUCGACAAAAGCGAUAUCGGGCGAGUCAACAACUUGGCCGGUCCGACUCGCUAGAUAAAUUACAAAUGAAGAAAAUGGCGUCCGAUAUUCUGAACUGGACAAUGGAGGAAAUGCAGUUGCUUAUGCACGGUGUCUUCCAGAUCACUAUACACGAGUUUGGCGCGAGCUGGAACAGGCGCAGUAGCAAGAAAGCCCUUUCAGUAUGCGCGCUGUUCUGCGUAAGAGGUCAUUCAGAGUUUGUGCGAAUUGACUCAGACGAUGAGGGGGAGUGUGAGGAUCUUUUGUUCCCCGGGGAGGGGGAGGUGACCGAUGCUGCUGUGGUUCUCCUUAGAAAGAAGAUGAGUGGGAAAUACACUUUAUUUAAGGAACCAUUGUUUCUGGAUAUGUGCGUGAUUUACAAGGAAUGUGAGCUAAAGGACACAUUCGAAAUUGUGUUGAUGGGUAAAGAGACAUACAGAUUCAGAGCUUCUUCAAGCAGAGAUUAUCGGAGAUGGCUUAAAUACCUCAGACUGGAAUCCAAAGAACUUGGCUCCUGGAAGAGGAGGCGAAAUGGUCUUCCCAAUAUCAUGAUUAAAAAUCUUUAGCAAAGACGUAACUCUGUGAAAUAGUUAUAUGUCGUUCACAGAAUACAGUCGACAAUAUGAAAGCCUUCAUCAAAUGUAUAUUUAUAAGAGAAUCCAUACGUGUGUCAUCGUCUGUAUAGGAAAAUGUUUACGACUAAAAUGUAUGUGAAAAUUGUUAACAAUGACCUGUUUGACAUUCACUAUUUGUUUUGGUCGUUUCAGUAAGCCAAUAAAGUCAUCGUUUAAAACA
Pocillopora damicornis (cauliflower coral) is the source of this 5571-nucleotide messenger RNA. RefSeq lists its product as uncharacterized. Gene Ontology annotation, molecular function: ATP binding; protein kinase activity; guanyl-nucleotide exchange factor activity. Lineage: Eukaryota; Metazoa; Cnidaria; Anthozoa; Scleractinia; Pocilloporidae. Gene Ontology annotation, biological process: positive regulation of Rho protein signal transduction; protein phosphorylation. The record is from RefSeq and is a predicted model, not a curated record.